AAAACAUCAACUGUAUUUGCAAAUAUAAUAAUAUAAAAACCCCACCACCCCAUACUAUUUUCUUCAUUCUUGAGCGUUGCAGUUGCAGUCUUUCUCUAUCUAACCCAUAAGAGAAUUGCUGCAAAUACAAACAAGAAUCAACAAUUAAAUAAAACAAUAAUCUAAAUUCAUAAUCACUAAAUAAAGUUCAAAAAUAAAAACAACAAAAUGGCACGCCAAGUGAUUGCUCUCGCCCUCAUCUUCGCCGCCGUUGUCGCGGUGGUUUCCGCCCAGUCUCCUUCCGGCGCCCCCGCCAAUGCCCCAUCAAAGUCGGCCUACGCCCCCACCUCCGCCCCAACCGCAGUACCCGUCGCAUCUCCCACAAUCGCCGCCGUCCCAGCCUCAGAAGGUCCUGUCGACUCCGCCACCUCCCCCGCCGCCGCCUCCCCGGAGGAGGAGCCCUCAUCUCCGCCUUCCCCCGGAAGCGAGGCUAGCUCCCCUGACUUCGCCCCGGCUGAUGCACCCACCCCCGUUGGUGCACCUACCCCCGCCGCCGCUGACGUACCCGCCCCUGCUGCUGAUGCACCCAAAAAUGGUGCGGCAGCUUUGAGAGUUUCCGCCGCCGUGGGCACUGUCGCCGCCGCUGGAUUCUUCUUCUUUUAAGUUUUUUAUUUUAUUUAAUUAUCUCUUUGAUAUGCUAUUGUGAUGAUUUAUUUGAUUCGUUAUAAAUGUUAAAUGUGUUUGUUCAUCAGUGUUCUUCGAUGGUAAUUAAUCAAAGUUAAUUAUAUAA
Molecule: messenger RNA, 769 nt
Organism: Erythranthe guttata (spotted monkey flower)
Lineage: Eukaryota; Viridiplantae; Streptophyta; Magnoliopsida; Lamiales; Phrymaceae
Source: RefSeq, a predicted model, not a curated record